CAUCACCAGACGAUCAACCAACGGAGGAAUCGGUGGACAAUUCCACAAUGAUUCCUCCUCAGAUAAAAGUUCGGCACAUGCCUGGCAUCUUACGACCAAAGCGAAUACCGCCUAGUAUACCUCACAGACCAUUCUCACGACCACGACCUUUCACCAACAAAUCCUCGCGGGCCUUCGUCUCGCCGUCGCCAUUUCGUCCCCAACUGCCAUUCCUCUCGCCAACCCAAGGGCGGCUACCCUUGUCAAUACAUCUCCGACAACACUUCGUCAGACUUAUCAACACGGAGCGGCGGGCGAAAUACAAGCGCGGUGUAUACCGGGGCCUCAAGAUCGCCCUCAGUGCCUAUGCGAUCCUCUUUAUGUUGCAUUUGAUUAGCACUGGUAUUUAUCAAGAAGAGAUUGAACACAAAUGGCCAACGCCGACUGAAUGGGGAUGGAAGAGUCGAUGGGCCUUGCGCUCUGCGAUUGCCCUGCAACAUCCGCAUGAAAUCGGUCAGGUGCUUACGCAGUGGCAGAAUGUUUAUGGAUAUACCAAAGACUUGCUUGAGCGACUAGAAGACCCGAACAUUGAAGGGCAGGGAAUUCAGGAGCAAGGCGACGGAGGAAUUUUCAUUGAUGGGGUUGGAAAGGCCGGAUACGAUGUGUCAAUGAAAAGCGAGCCUUGGAGAAGAGGAUAUUUUCAAUGCCUGAUGAGUGCGGCCAAAGCGGCUGAGAAUCUGGAAGGGUUUAUGACCGACUGGAAACAACGCAUGACUGCCAAAGCGGAGUAUGUGCAUGGGCCGUCGAAUCCAAAUGCGAAGACUCUGCCUGGUAAAGAGACUACUGUUAUGCACGAGGAGGACUGUACUCCUGCCUCGCCGCCUCCGGAGACAUUCUAUAUAAAAAUCCUGACGACAACUGGAUUUACCACAAAGCAAAAAGUUGAAGCGGCUCUUGCUUAUGCAGACUAUUUGGACUUCAAAGGCCUAACCUCCACGGCGAGGGAUAUGUAUAGCUGGGCUAUGGACAUUGCAUCCUCAGGGCUCUCGUAUGAUGCCUCGAGGGUGGUUGAUACGACGACCGGCGUUUUAAAGAAUAACGGCAAGGAUGUCGCUUCUGAUAACAUUCUGAGGGUAUCCACUGCUCUAGCGGUACACAACGCAAAAACAGGGGAUCUAUCAAAGGCGUUGGCCAUUUUCACGUCAGUUUUGAAGGCUCGUCGGAAUUUACCACAAGAAGAAGCCACUCAGACCGAGCAAUCAAAAUCGGGGAAACCACAGUUACCCUUUGAUAACUUUCUUCAGAAGAUCACUAAUAUGUUCGUUCCGCCAGUCUAUCCUGCGGCACCAUCGGACGGCAACGAAGCCCCAGUCCGACACGCUGGAUCCUCCUGUGAGGAAGCCGGCCUUAUGACAUACAUCGGCGAAAUAAUCUAUGCAACAUCAUCCAAAGAAAACGGCCUAGCCUGGACGCGCGACGCCGUUGACUUAGCCGAGUCCCGGUUACUCGAAAUGGGCGUUGACCAUGAGAAAGCCGACGCCCGCGACCGAUGUUCUCAGUGCCUCAAAGUCGGUCUGAAGAAUUGGCAAACUAUGGUCAACCACCUUGUCGACAGGGCUACCACAGCAGAAAGAGAAGCUAUCGCAAACUCUGGCAAGGCCUGGUUUGGCGGGUCACGAAAUGCUGAACAGAAAACAUCAGAGCGCAAGAGAUGGGAGUCAGAGGGAAUGAUUCUUGAAGACCGUGCUGAUAGGAUGUUGCGGUUGACGAGUGAUUACACUAUGUAUAAACCGUCUAGUUCUGGGACAUCGCUGUUUUGAUGAUUUGUUCAUGCGAUCUAUGUCCGUUGCGUCGCAUUGUAUUGGAGUUAUUCGUUGGAGUUAUAGUCAAAGGCAGAAACUGUACAGUAUUUAAUAUCUUCGAGUAUGUCGAGGUUCUUGUAAUAAUUCAUCUCCGGUGCGGAACUUACACUAAACA
Messenger RNA from Talaromyces proteolyticus, 1956 nucleotides. RefSeq lists its product as uncharacterized. The transcript has a single exon. Lineage: Eukaryota; Fungi; Ascomycota; Eurotiomycetes; Eurotiales; Trichocomaceae. The record is from RefSeq and is a predicted model, not a curated record. Bases 48 to 1799 code for a protein of 583 amino acids.